AUGGAGGACAAAGAGGAACCGGAACCCAUAAUCCGAAAUGAUGUGAGUUUGGAGAACUGCUGGCCAGCCUACCUGGCAGGCUUGGUGGGAAUAGGGUCAGUCUUGAAGGAGCUGAGAGGGGAAGAAGACGUAGAGGAGGAGAUGGAAGAACUUCGUCAGGAACACCUUGCCGAAAGUAGCCAGAAGAACAUGACACUGUGGAAACUCCUUCGCUUCCGCAGCCUCCGGUGGCAUGUCUUCACCAUCAUGGUCCUGGGCUGUGGAAGUCAAUUGGUGGAAAUAAACACGGUUUUAUCUUUUGCGGAGCAGAGCUAUGAAACUUUAGGACUGUCCACCAAAGCUGUGAAUCUCAUCCCAUUGGUAGGAAACUUGAUCAUCCAGCUGAUGCUUCUGACAGCCAUUUGCACCGUCGACUCCUUGGGGCGGAGAUUUCUCCUUUUGAGUGGCUUCUUGAUGUGUAGCCUUUCAAAUAUUGCCCUAGUCUUCACUUUUAAGCUGACCACCACAUUGAUUAUUUCGAUGUUGGUUUCCUAUCUCGGAUAUUUUCAGUAUGGCUACAGUCUCUUUCUGGUGCAUCACCCAGCUUCGCUUCUUGUCUCCAACUUGACAAGGGAGGAAGCGAAGAGCUUGAAGUACUUCUGGUUCAUCUUAUCGCCCGCGGUCAUAUUCUUCCCCAUAGGAGGGGUGACUGGCAUUGUGCUGUUCAGUGUCCUGGUGGACAAAUAUGGAAGAAAGUGUCUCUUGCUGUUGAAUAACACCUUGGCUUUCUUCGCCUCGGUUUUUCUCUGCGUAUCCAGUAGCGUCCAUCUCUUCAAAUUCACCGUGUUUGCCAAUUUCAUAAUUGGAAUAUCUUCAGGGAUUUUUUCCUGCUGUGUCCCCCUGUACCUCUUAGAGGUCUCUCCCACUCCCGUAAGAGGAUUCAUAACUACAGCGUCAGCCUUCUUCUUCAGCCUCGGUGUUUUGUUAGGCCAUACGCUGGGACUUCCGCAGAUUUUGGGGAACAAAGAAGGUUUCCCGUUCAUGGCUAUUGUACUGGGUGUCAUUGCUACCAUUUGUAUUUUGCUUCUCAUUAAUUGUCCGGAAAGUCCUCGGUUUAUUUUAAUCCAGAAGAAGAACGAAACCAAGGCAAGAGAAGUUUUAAGAAGCUUGAGGGUCCAAGAGGACGUGGGGAAUGAGAUCCAGGAACUCCAGGAAGAAGAACUUUACGAAGUCCUGGCCAACGAGAAAAAGAUGACACUCUGGAAAUUUUUAUGCGUUCCGAAAUUCCGGUGGUCCAUAGUCACCAUCGUCGUGUUGAUGGCCGGAAGUCAACUUUCCGGCAUCAAUGGGAUGUUCUUUUACAUCGAGAAAAUCUACAUAUCGAUGGCGUUACCCAGGUCUAUCUCAGAUAACAUUUCUUCAGGCAUCCACGUCAUCAGUGUCAUCAUCGUUGUCAUUGCGAUCAAUUUGGUUGAGGCGUGGGGCCGGCGCCUUCCUCUAAUCAUGGGCUUUAUGAUCUGUAGCAUGACCUGCAUCCUUUUAACCUUCACACUGGAAUUCCAGGAGCAGAACUACGUAAUGUCUUUCCUAAGCCUGGUUUUAAUUAUUAUCCUUUUAAUUGGACAUAUGCUAGGACCAGGUCCGAUCCGUCUGGUCAUUCUUGGAGAACUUUUCCUGCAGUCGACCCGCGCCACAGCCUGCACCGUUGGAUACGCUGUCCUGUGGUUCACUCGUUUUGUCUCUGGCAUGAUCCUGAUCCAGCUGGAGUUACUCCUGGGCCCCUACUCUCUGCUGGUCUACUGGCCCUUCUGCGUGGCCACCUUCAUUUAUCUUUUCAAGAUGCUUCCGGAAACCAGGGGCAAAACCUUUGUGGAGAUCCAGUUGGCUGUAAGAGAAAACAAGUGAAAACAAAGUCCGCACUGAAUCGAUUUAAAAGAAACGAUGGCUGGUUUAUAAACAGA
Messenger RNA from Pseudonaja textilis, 1940 nucleotides. The record is from RefSeq and is a predicted model, not a curated record. NCBI's taxonomy places the organism in Eukaryota, Metazoa, Chordata, Lepidosauria, Squamata, Elapidae.